This is a messenger RNA of Gasterosteus aculeatus aculeatus (three-spined stickleback), 904 nucleotides long. It is a transcript of the gene adi1, whose product is annotated as acireductone dioxygenase 1. Gene Ontology annotation, molecular function: acireductone dioxygenase [iron(II)-requiring] activity. NCBI's taxonomy places the organism in Eukaryota, Metazoa, Chordata, Actinopteri, Perciformes, Gasterosteidae. The record is from RefSeq and is a predicted model, not a curated record.
GCGCAGUCACGUCACAUGACCCUCGAGUUGUCUCCGGGGGUUGAGCCGGGGGACGCGUCGAGCCAGGCGAUGGAAGCCUGGUACAUGGACGACUCCGAGGAGGACCAGAGAGAGCCGCACAGGCUGGUCCCGAACCAGCCCGUCUCCCCGGACCGGCUGAGGGAGCUGGGGGUGUUCCACUGGAAGCUCAAUGCGGACAUCUAUGAAACAGACCCAGAGCUGGAGCUGAUUCGCAAAGAACAAGGCUACUCCUACAUGGACAUCAUCUCCAUUCACAAGGACACACUAGCCAACUAUGAGGAGAAGCUGAAGAUGUUCUUCGAGGAGCACCUGCACUUGGACGAUGAGAUCCGCUACAUCCUUGACGGCCAGGCCUACUUCGACGUCCGGGACAAGGAGGAGCGCUGGAUCCGGAUCGCCAUGACCAAGGGGGACCUGAUCACCCUGCCGGCCGGCAUCUACCACCGCUUCACCCUGGACAGGACUAACUACACCAAAGCCAUGAGGCUGUUUGUGGGGGAGCCGGUGUGGAAAGCUUACAACCGGCCCGCCGAUGACUUCGACAUCCGCCAGAAGUACGUGGCUUCUCUCCAGGAUCCCGGAGCCUGAGCUGUGGUCCCGUCCCCCGGGGGCCUCAAAUGUCAUUCUGCAAAAAAAACGUUUUAUGAAUAUGAAACGUUCUUACUAAUCAAUGUGCUGUGUCCAUCGUAAAGAUAACGUGAAUCAAGUCAUUAACACUAAUCAGUACUUUAGAUAACGUCUGGAUACUUGUUUCUCCACAGCACAACCUGUGGUGCCUUGUUCUUGCUGUAUGUGUUGUGAAAUCAGACCUUCAACAGCAUGUGAAAAUACACAACGGCAGAUUGACGUGUUGUGUGCAACAUAAAGCUGCUCGUAAUUUCUA